This is a messenger RNA of Osmerus eperlanus (European smelt), 3784 nucleotides long. RefSeq names its product glucose-fructose oxidoreductase domain containing 1 (gene gfod1). The transcript has 2 exons. Bases 489 to 1673 code for a protein of 394 amino acids. NCBI's taxonomy places the organism in Eukaryota, Metazoa, Chordata, Actinopteri, Osmeriformes, Osmeridae. The record is from RefSeq and is a predicted model, not a curated record. Gene Ontology annotation, molecular function: nucleotide binding.
GGAGACUGACGUAUCCAGCACAGUAGUGCAGAGCUGGGUUGCAACAUCGAUAACAAGCGGCGUUAUACCUCCAAAUCGUCGACUGUGUGCGGUCAAAUACUGGAGGCCGACGGUGUUUGGGCACCCCGCUGGAGCUGGAAGGAAAUGUUUAGUCUUUUCUCCCCUUUUUACUGGAGGAGGGCGUUGCAACAAUAAAACAGUAGGUGACAUGCCAUUCAUUGGUGCGGUCUUUGCCAGAGGAAGAUUAUAAAGAAUGUGACUGGUACACUGGGAUUCUAAAACGAUUUGUCGUUUGGGCUGGAAUAGCUGGACCGUUUUAUAUGCGGAAUCAUUCAGAGGCAAUGCGACAAUGCUCUAUACCGGGUCGGUUAGCGCAGGUGGAUGGCCAACCUGACGCUGAUCAUAUCUGCUCUUCCUCUCGCGUCUGCCGCGCGGCUGUCCUGUGAAGCUGGUCUCGUCGCGAGUUGUGAAAUACGGGGACUCGAGCCAUGCUUCCCGGGGUCGGCGUGUUCGGCACGAGCUUGACCGCGAGGGUAAUUAUCCCCCUUCUGAAGAACGAAGGGUUCGAGGUUAAGGCACUGUGGGGUCGGACUCAGGAGGAAGCCGAGGAGCUGGCCAAGGAAAUGAACGUUCCGUUUUAUACCAAUAGGAUCGACGACGUUUUGCUGCAUCAGGAUGUGGAUUUGGUGUGCAUCAACCUUCCUCCACCUCUAACGCGGCAGAUCGCUGUCAAAACGCUAGGAAUCGGCAAGAACGUGAUCUGCGAUCGCACGGCCACGCCCCUGGACGCCUUCCGCAUGAUGUCGGCCGCCCAGUACUACCCCAAGCUGCUGAGCAUCAUGGGUAACGUGCUGCGCUUCCUCCCGGCCUUCGUGCGGAUGAAGGAGCUGGUGGAGGAGGGCUACGUGGGGGAGCUGCUGGUGUGCGAGGCGCAGGUGCACAGCGGCUCCCUGCUGGGGAAGAAGUACAACUGGAGCUGCGACGACCUGAUGGGGGGCGGCGGCCUGCACUCCGUGGGAAGUUACAUCAUCGACCUGCUCACCUUCCUGACCGGCCAGCGCGCCGCCAAGGUGCACGGCUUCCUGAAAACGUUCGUCAAACAGACGGAUCACAUCCGGGGGAUCCGCCAGAUCACCAGCGACGACUUCUGCACCUUCCAGAUGGUUCUGGAGGGCGGGGCCUGCUGCACGGUCACGCUCAACUUCAAUGUGCCCGGAGAGUUCCGCCAGGAGGUGGUGGUGGUGGGGACGGUGGGGAGGCUGAUGGUGAGGGGCACCGACCUGUACGGCCAGAAGAACAGCGGGGGGGAGGCGGGCGGGGGGGCGGAGCUCCUGCUGAAGGACAGCACCCCCCUGGAGAACGCCUCCCUCCCUGACAAGGCCUUCAGCGACAUCCCAGCUCCCUACCUCACCGGAACAAUCCGCAUGAUGCAGGCGGUGCGUGAGGCCUUCAAGGACCAGGAUGACAGGCGGACCUGGGACGGCCGACCGCUCACCAUGGCCGCCACCUUCGAGGACUGCCUGUACGCGCUGUGCGUGGUGGACGCCAUCAAGACGUCCAAUCAGUGCGGGGAGUGGCAGAGCGUAGCGGUGAUGACGGAGGAGCCGGAGGUUAGCCCCGCCUACCUGAUCAGCGAGGCCAUGCGGCGCAGUCGGAUGUCACUGUACUGCUAGUGCAGCUGCGGUGGCGCCCCCUGGGGGCGGGGAGGCAUAGCGAUGCGAGCAGAGCCGCUGCUUUCACUGACGGCUAUGGAUGCUCUGCCUCCUCAUUGGCUGUUGGCUGGCUGGGUGACCAAUAGGGAGUAUGGAUAGCUUCUAUCCGGCUUCCUGGAACCCUGAGAUCUAAACCGUGAUAGGACCUCGUUCCCCCAGACUUCACGUCCGCUCUUGUGCAUAAACUCUGACCUCUGGUCAGGAUUGCUCACCUUACACUGUGUUCCCGCGGAAACCAACACCGCUGCUGUCGAAUCCAUUCUAUGCCUGGGACGUGAUUUAAAAAUGUUCUCUGCUGGAAAGAAAAAGUGAAUGUUUUGUCGAAUCAUACAGUGCUCUCGGAGGACUCUGUGUCUGUGGGUUAUGCAUCUGUCGGGAACCAUGGAGCGAAAUAGUGGAGAGAGAGAGAAGAAAAUCAAUAGUUUGGCUGUUAGGGCUUUUAGAGGUGGUCUUCCCUCUGCAAAGUCGGCAAUAAAUCCUCCCCAGAUCCUCCCUGGAGGUCAGCCCUGAUGCUGCCUGCCCUGAGGCCACGCCUGUCUGCAUCUCCCCUGGAGGACCCUGUGUAGUACUGCUAUGUCCAUAUGCAAUCAGACCAGACCGUGUCCCAGAGCCCGGUCUCUCUAGCCCGCGGCGGGCCACCAGCCUCUGACAUGUGUAGCAUGCUAACGUGUGGAUAAGGGCACAGGCACGGUCUGUGUCGAUGCUACGCUGCCCUAGCCUCUUCUAUGCUACGCUGUCCUAGCCUCUGCUAUGCUGCCCUAGCCUCUUCUAUGCUAUGCUGUCCUAGCCUCUUCUAUGCUACGCUGUCCUAGCCUCUGCUAUGCUACGCUUUGAGUCAAAACUCAGCUUUUAAUCGUCCUGGUUUUCAGUUCCAAGUGUGGAUAGGGGGUUGUUUGGGGUAGUGGAGGGGUAUGAGGGAUGGCAGGAAACAGAUGAUCAGGGUGACUGGACCACAGCAAGCUUGUAGACGUACUGGAAGACCUAAAUGCUGUACUGUAGGGUAUCAUCCUUGUUCAUUAAGCAGAUGUUUUUAAUCCAAGGCGACUUUAAAAAGUGGGAUUUGAACCUGUGACCUCUUGAUCUGCUGAUCAAUGCCACUGAGCUACACCCCUCCCUCGUCUAAUCUUCCAUGUCUUGCAGCGGCGUUAGCGGGGAGAGACUAGGCGGUCUGAGAUGUGUGUUUGACCAGAUGAUCGGUCUUAGAGAUCAAGGAGUCAAAGGAAAACCAAAUCACGAUGCAUCUGACCAAUUUAAGACAAACUUAAGAAAGAAAUCACUGGAAAACAAUCGUUUGAAAACCCUAGUUGAGGGUUUUCUCAGUUUCGCAUCCAGUCAAUCCAGAAGAGAUGCUGAUGAGUACUGUAGCACUGACCUUCAAGCCAAAAGAUGGAAUUAUUUGUUCUCAUAACUCUUCUGUCUCUGGUUGCUGAGACGUCUGCAUCUACUCCAUAGUCUUGUAAAUAUAUCCCAGAACAUGAUGUUGGGUUUGUCAUGUGUUGUAUUCUUUUAUUUUUCAUAAAACUACUUGUGAAAAGAAACUUGAUUUUGAUACACACACUGAUUAUAAAAGUAUUUAUUUAGUAUUUUCUUUUGGACUGAUGUGUGCUAUGUUUGGAGGGGUGUGUUUCAGUGGGAAGUGAAAGGCGAAAGUAUGUUCCCUCAAGAACGACGACCUUUAAAAAAAUCUCUUCAGACACGCCGAAAUGAAUACUUUAAACAAAGUAUGUCAGUGUCAAUAUGCAGUGGUCCAGUGUUAGACACAACUUUCUUUUUAUGUGUUUAGCUUGAUAAACAUUUUACAAUCAAGUACCUACUGAUAAGCUCAGCUUUCAUGCCACGGCUGUAGACAUGCAGUCUGAUAUUCACAGAUAUCGCUUGCAGUGUUUAGCGUGUUACACAAUGUGGUCUUCAGGUUGUUAGCUGUCUCCCUUAAUGACGACACAGGUAUGAACUCAGAAAACACCUUCUCACAAUCAGACUGAACAUGAGGUAAUAAACCCAAGAUUUACCUACAGUGAUAUCUCACUAAGACCUGUUGUCGUAAGAGCUUAUCACUAUUGUAGACUUUCCCC